CAGCAGGACAUUCGGCCUUGGCCUGCGGCAGCAUCCACAACAUUACAUCUCUUUCAUCGUUUACUUGCUCCGCUUCCAUUAUUUUGUGUUUUACUACAACACUGUGCAACAUAAUACUUAUUAUUGCGAUAUUGGGAGAUAAAAAAAAUGUUUUUAAAAUGUCUAUUUUUUAUAAAUUAAUACUAAACAGUGCAAUUGCUGAUCUUUUGAUUGGAACUGUGGCUGAUAUUACAUCGAUUUCAUUUCAUUUUAAAGAAGCUAUGAGAAUUAAGAUUUACCCUAAGGAUAUUAAGUUACUUCAUUUAGAGCUUUUUGUUUUAAGUAAUACUUCCAUUUUAUCCAUGGCGUUGUUAUGUAUUGAUCGAAUAUUUGCAUUAAUGAAGCCAAUAGCUUAUUAUAGAAGUUCAUUAUCUAACCGAAUGAGUUAUUUAGUUCUUGUUGCUACUUGGGUAGUUUCAGGUCUUCUUGUGAUGCCUUAUUUUUCAGUAGGAUACAUUACGUAUCUCGGAAUUUUUGCAUUUACAACCAUAACCAUAGCUUGUAUCUCUCUGAUAUCAGUUGUUUAUCUUUACAGAACUAAGUUUUCUGUUUAUUGCAACUUUAAUAAGUCGUGUAACGUCGUUUACGAAGCCAAUAAAGAUAAUUCCGUAAACAAAAACUCAAAUCAAAAUUCGAUAAACGUAAUUUCAAUAUCAAACAUUGUUGAGAGCAAAAAAGCAAAAACCGAAACUACUAAGAGUAAAGACUUGAAACAGAAAACCGCAGAGCAAAAAGUCAACCAAUCUUUUAUUAUAAUGUUAAUAGUAUUUUUACUGACUUACAUGCCAGCAUGCUGCAUGACUAUAUAUAUGAACGUUUGCAUGGAAUGCAACUGUACUGUAGUUCAAGCUUUCAGAGAUUGCGUAUAUCUUGCGUUACUAUCUGGUUCCUUGUGGAGAUCUCUAAACUUUGGGUAUAAAAUUACAACUUUGAAUAAAAAUAUAAAAGAAAUGUUGUCUUUUGGACACAGCAGUGCUAGAAAAAAAAGUACAUAUCAAUUAUAAAAAUAUUUUUCUGAACAGAAACAUUUCAGUAGCAUUCAACAAGAAAAAUGUUGAAAUAAGUUUUAAUAGAAAAAGACGCUAAAAAUAAAUAACAAAAAAAAUUCCAAAAGUAAUACAGAGGUAGAAAUAUUGUAGAAAUAAAUUGCAAAGUUAUAUUAAAUCUAAAUUAAAAAAAAAUUAGAUGAACAUCAAAAUAAAAAUCAGUCAAAUAAAACGACAAUAUUUCCGACUUAGUUCCAACGUUAAUAAAAUGGAAGCAAUAAUUAAAGACAGGCUUUUAAUACUUAAAGAAAUAUCGAACAGCAGUUGCGCAACAAGCACGUUUUAUGGUUAAAAUCCAUUUUUUUAAAUGAAUUUCUCUAUAAGUAAUAUUAGAAUUGGAUUAUUUUGUUUGCUUAAAGCGUUUUUCGUAAAGAUCGUAAAAUUUCUUUUUAUUUUCUCUUGAAUAUUUGCAAUUUAAUUUUUUUCGUUUCUUUUUUUAUACUUUCUACAAUUCUUAUAGAGGGUUAUAAUUUUAUCUUCUCUCAUGUUUCUAGCCUUCUAUAAUCGGUUAUUUAGUACGUUUACUAGAGAUGUGGUUAUUACGAUCAUAUAACCAUUUUGUUGAUAUGUUUUUCUCAAAGAGGGCGUAAACAGAACUAACUUUUUUAGGAGGUAUAAGUUUUUCAAAUCUUUUUUUGAAAGCCCUCCUUAUCAAUUUGGCUUUUUUGCAUUGAAUAGAGGGGUGUGUCAAAUUUUCGAUUGUGCAAAAACCGUUUCAGUUUCUUAAGUUUAUGCGCCUUCUGUUUUACCUAUAACCUUGAUUUUUUUCAAAUGUUGCAAAGUAUUAAGAAACGUGAGAGAGUCGUGAGAAAUUUAGAAUUUUACUACCGUACAAUUUUUCUAAUUCGAAACUCCUGAACUUAAAAACCUCUAUUUGUGAUCAAAUGCAAAGUCACCGUGAAAACCGCUCAAAAAACUUUUACUUUUAACUUUUUAUAAAUCGAAUCUCGAUAUUUCGAAAGCCUCUUCAUUUCGCAUGA
This is a messenger RNA of Hydra vulgaris (swiftwater hydra), 2065 nucleotides long. RefSeq lists its product as uncharacterized. The record is from RefSeq and is a predicted model, not a curated record. Gene Ontology annotation, biological process: G protein-coupled receptor signaling pathway. Lineage: Eukaryota; Metazoa; Cnidaria; Hydrozoa; Anthoathecata; Hydridae. Gene Ontology annotation, molecular function: G protein-coupled receptor activity. Gene Ontology annotation, cellular component: plasma membrane.